AUGGUUUAUGGUUGCCUUCCGUCCUUCUUUCAUUGGGAGGAGAGCUAUACAAUUGUUUUGAUUCCAUGGGCUCCCAGAAAUCUCUCUCUUUUAAAUUGUGCUAGAUCUUUCCCGCCUUUCCUUCUACUCAUUGCACAAACCGGCAAACCUCUAUGCCGCUGUACACAAAAAUCUGAUGAGCCUUAUUUAUUCUUUAUGUUAUCAUCAAAUCUCAGAUUGCUGCAUUUCAUUUCUAAACCUCUCUUCUUAUUAGACCCUUCUCUGCUUUCUUCUUCUUAUUGCUCUCUUCACGCACGUUCUCUUCCUCCUCUCAAAGGAAGAAAACCACCCGCCAACGGUAACAAAACCCAUGCCCUGCUUCUCAGCAACCCAGUUCUCUCAAUCCUACAAAUAUGCAAAUCCUUGCCCCAGCUGAAACAAAUCCAAGCCCAAAUGACCAUCAAAGGCUCAAUGUCAGAUUGGUUCUUUUCCAGCCGCCUUAUCGCCUUUUGCGCCUUGUCGGAACACAAAAAUCUUGAUCAUUGCAUUAAAAUUUUGUACAAUUUGCAAAGUCCAAAUGUUUUUUCAUGGAAUGUUACUAUUAGAGGCUGUGCAGAGAGUGAAAACCCCAAAGAAGCAAUUUUUCUUUAUAAGCAAAUGCUUAGAAAUAAUGGGUUUAUUAGGCCGGAUAAUUACACUUACCCUUCUUUGCUUAAAGUUUGUGCCUUUUUAAUGUUGAAAUAUUUGGGAUUUGAAAUUCUUGAUCAUGUUUUGAAAUUGGGUUUUGAUGCAGAUUUAUAUGUUCACAAUGGGGUAAUUCACUUUUUGGUUUCAUGUGGUGAAUUGGAGUUGGCAUAUAAGGUGUUUGAUGAAAGUUGUGUGAGAGAUUUGGUUUCUUGGAAUUCUUUGAUUAAUGGCUAUGUUAGGAGUGGGAGAGCAAACGAGGCAAUAGGGGUUUAUAGGAAAAUGCGGGAGGAGGGAGUUGAGCUGGAUGAGGUGACGAUGAUUGGGUUGGUUUCUUCGUGUGCACAGUUGGAAGAGUUGAAACUUGGGAGAGAUUUUCAUAAGUAUAUUGAAGAGCAUGGAGUGAAUUUGACAAUUCCAUUAGCUAAUGCACUCAUGGACAUGUAUGUUAAGUGUGGAAAUCUUGAGGAAGCACAAAGGAUAUUUGAUAACAUGGAGAAGAAAACCAUUGUUUCUUGUACUACAAUGGUAGUUGGUUAUGCUAGAUUAGGGCAUUUGGAUGCUGCUCGAAAGCUUUUUGAUGAGAUGCCCGAGAAGGAUGUUGUACCAUGGAAUGCGAUAAUUGGAGGUUAUGUUCAAGCCAAGUGUAGUAAGGAGGCUUUGACUUUGUUUCAUGAAAUGCAAGCUGGUGGUAUAAAGCCUGAUGAGGUGACCAUGGUUUAUUGUUUAUCUGCAUGCUCACAACUUGGAGCCCUUGAUGUUGGAAUUUGGAUUCAUCAUUAUAUUGAAACACACAAACUUUAUUUGAAUGUUGCGCUGGGAACUGCUCUAGUUGACAUGUAUGCUAAGUGUGGGAACAUCACAAGGGCUAUUCGGGUUUUCCAUGAGAUGCCAUCUAGAAAUUCUUUGACUUGGACAUCAAUUAUUGGAGGUUUAGCUCUUCAUGGAAAUGCACAUGAUGCCCUAUCUUAUUUCUCAGAGAUGAUUGAUGUUGGGUUGAGGCCAGAUGAGGUCACUUUUCUUGGGGUUUUAUCAGCUUGUUGUCAUGGUGGUUUGGUGGAAGAGGGUCGCAAACUUUUUUCGCAAAUGACAUCUAAGUUUGGUCUGUCUCCUCAGCUCAAGCACUAUUCGUGCAUGGUGGACCUUCUUGGUAGGGCUGGGCUUUUAGAUGAAGCAGAAGAGCUUAUCAAUGGCAUGGAAAUUGAGCCUGAUGCUGUGCUGUGGGGAGCAUUGUUCUUUGCAUGUAGAAUGCAUGGAAAUUUUUUGAUGGGAGAAAGAGCUGCUCUAAAACUUCUAGAACUGGACCCUCAUGAUAGUGGUAUUUAUGUACUGCUCGCCAAUAUGUAUGGGGAUGCAAAUAUGUGGGAGGAAGCAGGGAAGGUUAGGAAGAUGAUGAAAGAGAGAGGAGUAGGGAAGACCCCUGGUUGUAGCUCAAUUGAGCUAAAUGGCACUGUUUAUGAGUUUAUUGUUAGAGAUAAGUCUCACCCUGAAACUCAACAGAUAUAUGACUGCUUAAUUCAGCUAACACGACAUUUGGACUUUGUUGAAUUUACUUAUGGUCUUCCUAAAUGUUACAAUGACUUUCUCUUAGGCUUGGAACUUGAAACCCAACGAUCUAAUUCCAUGCAAAUUAUUCAGUAAAGGCCUUUACCAUAUCAAAGGUAUUCCAAGUU
Molecule: messenger RNA, 2336 nt
Organism: Theobroma cacao (cacao)
Lineage: Eukaryota; Viridiplantae; Streptophyta; Magnoliopsida; Malvales; Malvaceae
Gene: SLO1
Product: SLOW GROWTH 1
Biological process (GO): RNA modification
Molecular function (GO): RNA binding; protein binding
Source: RefSeq, a predicted model, not a curated record